Vigna radiata var. radiata (mung bean) is the source of this 1908-nucleotide messenger RNA. RefSeq lists its product as uncharacterized. The record is from RefSeq and is a predicted model, not a curated record. NCBI's taxonomy places the organism in Eukaryota, Viridiplantae, Streptophyta, Magnoliopsida, Fabales, Fabaceae. The transcript has a single exon. The coding region runs from base 1 to 1908 and encodes 635 amino acids.
AUGGUAGACUUUAUUCUAAGCUUUUAUGAAGGCUUAAUUCCAACUGAUAGGUCAUGGGCAGAUGCUGCAAGUGGAGGAUCUUUCUUAGACAGGUCACCAGAAGAUGGGAUAGAUUUAAUAGAACGGAAGGCAAUAGACAAUCAACAGUAUGGAACAAGAGAAAACUCAGUGACUUUGUUGCAAGGAGUGCAUGAAAUUGAAAAUGGGGUAGUUGAUGGAAGGAGGAUAGAGGAAAGAUUGAAUAAUCUAGAAAGCAAACUCAACAAGAUUGCAAGUUUGUUUAAACCCUCUACACCACAAAUUGCUAAGAAGUGUGGAAUUUGCAUUUCAACUGAUCACUACACUGAUGAAUGUCCUAGCUUGAUGGAAAUUACUAUGGAAAACUCAUCCCAAGCUUUUGCUGCGAACACGUUUGGAGGAAAUAGACAAUACCAAAAUUAUCAUGAUUCAUCCUCCAAUAGGUAUCAACAGAACAUGCAACCUUAUGUUCCACCUCAACAAAGGCACCAAUUUCAACCUGAAAUGUCAUUGCAAGAUUUCAUGAAGAAAAUGCUUGAGCAAAAUUCAGAAAUCAAGAAAUCAAUUGUAGAUUUGACUCAAAGGGUGGAAAAGUUAGAGGCUAAGGAAUCAAAUAAGUUGUCUGCACAAACAAUGAUCAACCCGCAAAAUGUAAGUGCUAUUACUCUAAGAACGGGUAAGCAAGUACAAGGCCUUGAUGGAGCCCAAGAGGAUGAAGACAAGGAGAAAGAAAUAGCACAAAUUGAUGACAAUGGAGGACCAAAUGAACCAUCACCUGAGACUACCACUGAGAAAUCCAGGUUAAUAUCCUCUAACUCUUCUUCUUCUCAAAAUUCCUCUUCAUCUUAUUCUCCACCACCUCCAUAUCCCAAUCGGUUGAAGCCGAAAAACAAAAAAACGGAGGAAUUAGACCAAGAGAUCUUGAAUAUUUUCAAAAAGGUGGAGAUCAACAUUCCCUUGCUGGAUGUUGUUAAGCAAAUCCCUAAAUACACCAAGUUUUUGAAAGAAAUUUGCACAAAUAGAAGGCGUUUUAGGGAUAAUGAGGUUGUGAAUUUAAGAAGAAAUGUGUCAAGCUUGAUUAAGAAUCAUAUUGAAAUACCGCGAAAAUGCAAGGAUCCAGGUAUGUUUUCUAUUCCUUGUGUUAUUGGAAAUUCAAAGUUUGACAAUGCCAUGUUAGAUUUAGGGGCGUUCAUAAAUGUAAUGCCUUUAUCAGUGUUUACUUCUCUAUCUCUGGGACCUCUUAAGAAUACUGGUGUGGUCAUUCAACUGGCCAACCAUAGCAUAGUUAACCCUGCAGGUUUGCUUGAGGACGUGCUUGUCCAAGUAGACAAGUUAAUUUUUCCUGCAGAUUUCUAUAUCUUGGACAUGAAGGAUGAAGAAGGAACUAGUCCAACAACUAUUAUCUUGGGAAGACCCUUCAUGAUGACANCACGAACCAAGAUAGAUGUGCAUGCAGGAUCAUUGACAAUGGAGAUAGGAGACNAGANANUGNGCUUCAANGUAUUGGAAUCUGGGAAGCAUCCGAUUAAAGAUCAUUCUUUGUUUUGUAUUGACUUAUCAAGUGAUGCUAAACCAAUGAGACAACCUCAAGGAAGACUCAAUUCUCAACUAGUGGGGGUUGUAAAGAAAAGGGACACCAAGCUGCUACAAACAGGUAUUAUAGACCAUAAUUCUGACAACAUUUGGGUGGGCCCUAUGCAUGCGGUCCCGAAGAAAGGUGGAAUCACAAUGGUCGAGGAUGGGAAGGACAAGUUGUCUACUAUUCAAGACAGAAGUGGGGCACACAAUUUAGUAGUUGACCAUCUUAGUAGGAUUGAGAAGGGAAGAGUUCACAUUCCGAUCCAGGAUGACUUUUCCGAUGAAGUCCUACUAGCAUUCCUUCCACCAUGA